Messenger RNA from Dunckerocampus dactyliophorus (ringed pipefish), 2680 nucleotides. RefSeq names its product lipase maturation factor 2a (gene lmf2a). The record is from RefSeq and is a predicted model, not a curated record. Gene Ontology annotation, cellular component: endoplasmic reticulum membrane. Gene Ontology annotation, biological process: protein maturation. NCBI's taxonomy places the organism in Eukaryota, Metazoa, Chordata, Actinopteri, Syngnathiformes, Syngnathidae. The transcript has 14 exons. The coding region runs from base 171 to 2330 and encodes 719 amino acids.
AGACAGCAAUAUUGAAAGAGAAGAAGACUGCAAGCUGCACAUUAAUGUCUUUGGUGCGAACUGACUGUCUGACGCCGCGCUUUUAAGCGUCUUUGCCAGGGUCAGCUAUUUGAACAUCCUACGGCGAGAGUGGAAAGGACAGUCCCGCCCAUCAUCACCUCGGGCCAAACAUGGGGGAAAUCAUUCUGCCACGACGUAUGUUCCUCUGGUGCAUGGCGGCUAUCUAUAUGAUAGCAUUUGUUUCUCUCUACGUGCAGAUACCAGGUCUGUAUGGCAAUGAGGGUCUGCUACCUGCACGUAAGCAGCUGCGUUACAGCGGCAAGUCUCUUUGGGAGCAGCUGCUGACCUCCCCCACCCUGCUCUGGUUCGGACCUCGCGUGGGUCUGGACACGCACACUGGCAUGGAGUUGCUGUGCCUCAUCGGGGCUGGGCUUAGCCUGGCCGCCACGCUGGUGGGGGCGCUACGAGACAGCAUGGUGUUUUUCUGCCUCUGGGCCUUGUACUUGUCAUUAUACCAGGUGGGGCAGGUUUUCCUCUACUUCCAAUGGGACAACCUACUUUUGGAGACGGGCUUCCUCUGCAUCCUUGUUGCUCCGAUUACUCUAGUCAGGGGGUCUCGAGCGCCCCGAGAGCAUGAUCGCGUGACCUUCUGGCUGAUCCGCUGGCUACUCUUCCGUCUCAUGUUUGCCUCUGGAGUGGUGAAGCUGACCUCACGUUGUCCUACUUGGUGGGGCUUAACUGCGAUGACUUAUCACUACGAAACCCAAUGCAUUCCCACCCCUCUGGCUUGGUUUGCCCACCAGUUGCCAGUCUGGUGGCAGAAGCUGAGUGUGGUCGGAGCCUACGCCAUCGAGAUCGCCGCACCGCUGUUUUUCUUCAGUCCGCUACGCAGGCUACGACUUGGUGCUUUUUACUUGCAAGUGCUGCUGCAGGUCUUCAUUAUUUUGUCAGGGAACUACAACUUCUUCAACCUUCUGACGAUAACCCUGUGUCUGUCUCUGCUCGAUGACCAGCACGUACGCUUUUGGCUGCGCAAGUCUGAACAAAGCAGCCCCGAUGGCUCCAAGCUGUGGUCACGGUUGUGUUACCUGCUGGAGCUUGCCGUCUGGUCUCUGGUGAUUUUUGGCACAAUCAUGUGUUUUGACCUGAAAGUGGACACAGCAAAGGGUGCAAUCUCUUCCAAGACAGCGUUCACCUACCAUCACUUUAACCAGUUUCUGAAGAGUGUCACUAUCCCAUGUGUUUGGAUCGGUGUUCUCUCCCUCAUGUGGGAGAUGCUCACAGCCAUGUUCAGGUGUGCAUGUGUCUCUGGUUUCCUGAGAAGGUUUUGUGCCACUCUCCAGUGGACAGUGUUUGCUGCAUCUGCGGCUGCCAUGUUCACCAUCAGUCUGGUGCCAUUCACCUACAUAGAAUAUGACUCCAAUGCUAGGCUGUGGCCCGGGGUGCGUCAAGCCUAUGAGUUGGUGGAUCGUUACCAGCUGGUUAACUCAUACGGUUUGUUCAGAAGGAUGACCGGUGUCGGUGGGCGGCCUGAGGUUGUCAUAGAGGGAAGUAAUGAUGGCAUAACUUGGACGGAAAUUGAGUUUAUGUACAAACCUGGCAACAUGAGUGCGCCGCCCCCCGUGGUGAUGCCCCACCAGCCCCGCUUGGAUUGGCAGAUGUGGUUUGCUGCUCUUGGUAGUCACACACAGGCUCCGUGGUUCACCAGCCUCAUGUACCGUCUGCUGCAGGGCAAGAGAGAUGUGAUUGAGCUGAUCCAGACAGACAUCACUCAGUACCCAUUCCACCAGGAGCCCCCUUCCUACCUGCGGGCCCACCGCUACAGAUACUGGUUCACGGAACCAAAAGAGGAUGGAUCAUACCCACACCGAUGGUGGAGGCGGGUCUAUGAUGAGGAAUUUUAUCCCUUGGUGCAUCUGGGCCACUCAUUCCUCGAGAGCAUACUAGAGCAACACGGACUCAAGGACAAAUCGCCUCCACGUCGCCGGUCCAACUCUAGCAUUGCCCAUGCCAUGAGGUGGGUGCGUGCCCAGGUCACCGGUGUUCCCGCUCCUGUGCUCAUCUGGACCCUCAUUGGCUGCAGCGUCACCCUGUGCCUACUGCAGGCAUUGACAAAGAGACAAAUGGCGAACGAUUCUGAGCAGGCCAGCGAUUUGAAAGACGAAGAAUAUUUAGGGACGUCAUCUCGACGAAAGACGGGAGAUGAGGAUGAAGAACAGGAGGAAGAGCUUGAGGAUGAAGUGGAGGAACAUGAUGAGAAAGCGUUUAUCAGCAAUGAAGAAGAUGAUGAGGAGGAGGAGGUGGUAGUCACAGAGGAGGAGGGACAGUGAGAGAAAGGUUACCAAAUUGAGCAAAGAGGUGUGUGUGUGUAUAUAUUUGUACUUUCUGAUCAGGCUCACUUUUGUACAUGUUGAUAUACUAUUCAUCAAGCAUCCAUAACAUGCUGGUUGAUUUGAAUUUAUUUUGAAAACACUCACUUGUCAGCACACCAAAUGAAUGACUGUUACAUGGAAUUUUUUUUAUUUUUUUUUGCAUUUGAUGUAUGAACAGAACAAAAUUAUCACAGCACUUUUUCUUAUCACCCUCAAGUGUGCCUUUCUGUGCCAGUGUAAAAAUCUGUGCACUAAACCAACACACUUUUUAAAUAACAUUGAAAUACAAUAAAUGAUUUAAAAGUCAA